Messenger RNA from Scomber scombrus (Atlantic mackerel), 1717 nucleotides. RefSeq lists its product as uncharacterized. Gene Ontology annotation, cellular component: mitochondrial inner membrane. Bases 102 to 947 code for a protein of 281 amino acids. NCBI's taxonomy places the organism in Eukaryota, Metazoa, Chordata, Actinopteri, Scombriformes, Scombridae. Gene Ontology annotation, molecular function: ribosome binding. The record is from RefSeq and is a predicted model, not a curated record. Gene Ontology annotation, biological process: inner mitochondrial membrane organization; protein insertion into mitochondrial inner membrane from matrix. The transcript is spliced from 5 exons.
AGUUGCAUAAGGUUUCCAAAGACAACUGAUGGUAUGGAGGCUGUUACAGCGUCGCUCCUCCUUUCAGUCGUGGCCGGUAACGCUGCGUCCUCCCCGGUCUGAUGCAGCGGAUCUCCAGCCUCGCUGCGGGCCUGGAGCUCGGCGGCCUGGCUGCAUGCACACCCGGGGUCUGCACCUGGAAGAGAAGCCUGACCUGCAGGAACAGCAGCAGCAAGCAGCUGGCCGUGCACCGGCUGAGAGCGGGGGUGUGUGUGCGUCCUGAGCGUCCCUUUGGCGCACAGAGUCAGGGGCUGUGCAGGAGGGAUCAUGUGGUGUUUGCCGGUCAUAAACACAGACUGUUCAGCUCGCAGCCUGGAGCUCAGGGCCCGCAGGAGAGCCCCGGUGGUCAGCACGGUAUCUCUGUGGUCGGCUCACCGGAUCCUAUCACAUGGAUCCGGUGUAAAGGAAUCAUGUGGGUCAUUAGGGUGUACUUUGAGAUAGACAUCAUCUCUGCAGAGUUUGACAGAGGAGUGAAGCAGGCUUUUGUCCACGUCUCUAACAUGAUGUCCAGUGGCAGAUACUGGCAGCUGAGGGGGAUAGUGUCUAAGGAGACUGUGAAUUAUAUCGAGAAGAAGUGUCAGCCUCUCACCAAAGAUCAGCAACAGCAGCUGGCAGUCUCGAUGGAUGAUAUUAUAUUUCUGCUGCCGGAAGACGUCUCUGUCGUCUUCGAUCAAUACGGUAGAAAAUUCUGCUUCAUUGUCAUGAGGUUUUGGUUCUUGUCGACACAUGAAGGCCCCGACGACCCCGAGGCCACAAAAAUCUUCAAAGUGACCCCCAGUGACGAUGGCAGCCCACAGAAGAAAAUAGCGACAGCCGUCUAUGAAUUCCAAACAGAGCUGACGUUGGGAGCCUCUCCUGAUUGGACGGUCACCACUAUUUGGCACUGGCAGUGGAAACUGUUGGAGUGAUUUGACUGAAAGCUGCGAGGCUGUCGGGAUACGUCAUCGUACCGGUGAUUGACUGAAUGAAAGACAGCCUUUAACGGGGAUCACAGACAAGCAGAUGAAAGAAGUGUCCGUCUGGAUUACAUGAAGCAGGACUGAGAAACCACGGCGUGGACACUUUGCAGACGACCUCAGUACUUUUACAUGUAUAAAUAAAUCUACUUGAAUGUCCUCCUUUGACCCUCAGAUGCCUUUGAAGCACUCCUCCAGUGAUUUUACACAGUUCCCAGAUUGUCACUUGUAAUACAAGUCAAAGUAGAAGUUUGAACCUCUGAUCUGAUCCACCUGCAGAACACUGCUAGUUGUUGUUUUUUUUCAGCUUACAUACAUGAGCAGAGGUCACUGGAGGAAAAUUUGUAAAACAUAAAUAUUAAUAUUUAAAAUUUUCAAGUAUUUUAAAGUGAGGGUUUUGACAAAAAAAAUCUUCUCUCAUUCCACUCACUAGCUUUUUUGGGGGCUUUCAACUGCAUCUCAUGGUCUUCCUCAAUGGAUGGACUUUCAUUCAAUGUUAUUACGUGAUAUAUAUAUUUAUAACAUGACCCAGGUCCCUACGCCUACUUUAGAUCACAUGAUGCCAACUGAGCCAUCUCCAUGGCAACUGAAUAUCACAGUUGAAAGCAACAGCAAAGCUAGUUUUUUGUUGUUGGGUUUUUUUUUGGCAAACCACAGUUUUCAAGGUGAAGAUGAACUCUGACGCUCAGCUCUGUUAAACCAAUACCUCGUCUGAAUAAACU